UGUACACACUGGCCGAGCAGGUCGGCAAAACUAUUUGUUUAUUUGUAAAAACUCUGAAAAUGAGUGGAAAAGCGUCGAAAUCGAAUAGUGCAUCCAGCAGCAUGCUGUACGGGUCCAGUAUCUCGGCGGAGUCUAUGAAGGUGAUCGCGGAGAGCAUCGGCGUGGGGUCUCUGUCGGAUGACGCCGCCAAGGAGCUGGCGGAAGAUGUGUCUAUAAAAUUGAAGAGGAUAGUCCAGGAUGCGGCCAAAUUCAUGCACCAUGCAAAACGACAGAAGCUCUCUGUUCGAGACAUUGAUAUGGCCCUUAAAGUGCGGAAUGUGGAGCCGCAGUAUGGCUUCGUUUCCAAGGACUUUAUACCUUUCCGCUUCGCUUCCGGGGGAGGAAGAGAGCUACAUUUUACCGAGGACAAGGAGAUCGACCUGAGCGAGAUAACCUCUAGUAACUCCGUGAAGAUUCCGCUGGACCUCACCCUGCGGUCCCAUUGGUUUGUAGUAGAAGGAGUUCAACCCACUGUGCCAGAAAACCCGCCGCCUCUCUCAAAAGAUUCCCAGUUUCUGGACUCCGUCAAUCCGGUUAUUAAGCUCGAUCAGGGCUUAAACAAAGAUGCAGCUGGCAAACCCACCACUGGCAAGAUUCACAAGCUCAAAAACGUGGAGACUAUCCACGUCAAACAAUUGGCCACGCACGAGUUGUCCGUGGAGCAGCAGUUGUACUAUAAGGAGAUCACCGAGGCCUGCGUGGGAUCAGAUGAGCCGCGACGCGGUGAAGCGCUGCAGUCACUGGGAUCCGAUCCUGGCCUGCACGAAAUGCUGCCCCGUAUGUGCACGUUUAUCGCCGAGGGAGUUAAGGUCAAUGUGGUGCAGAACAAUCUGGCACUGCUUAUCUACCUCAUGCGCAUGGUGCGUGCGCUGCUCGACAAUCCAUCGUUGUUCCUGGAGAAAUACCUGCACGAACUGAUACCCUCGGUAAUGACCUGCAUUGUGUCCAAGCAACUUUGCAUGAGACCGGAGCUGGAUAACCACUGGGCGCUGCGUGACUUUGCCUCCAGACUGAUGGCGCAAAUCUGCAAAAACUUCAACACCCUGACCAACAACCUGCAAACCCGUGUUACCCGCAUCUUUAGCAAAGCGCUGCAGAACGAUAAAACCCACCUGUCCUCGCUGUACGGAUCGAUUGCGGGACUCUCAGAGUUGGGCGGCGAGGUUAUAAAAGUGUUUAUUGUUCCACGUCUUAAGUUCAUAUCGGAGCGCAUUGAACCCCAUCUGCUUGGUACCUCCAUUAGUAACACGGACAAGACAGCCGCCGGUCACAUUCGAGCCAUGCUCCAAAAGUGCUGUCCGCCGAUCCUGAAGCAAAUGCGCUCUGCGCCAGACAUGGCGGAGGACUACAAGAACGACUUUGGCUUUUUGGGACCAUCGCUGUGUCAAGCGGUGGUCAAAGUACGUAAUGCACCCGCCACAAGCAUUGUCACCCUGUCGUCAAACACGAUCAACACAGCGCCGAUCACAAGUGCAGCACAAACAGCAACCACCAUUGGUCGUGUUUCCAUGCCCAGCACACAAAGACAAGGAAGCCCUGGGGUAUCGGCUCUGCCCCAGAUAAGAGCCAUCCAAGCCAACCAGCCGCCGCAGAAGUUUGUGAUAGUCACCCAGAACUCGCCGCAGCAGGGUCAGUCAAAAGUGGUGCGACGGGGCAGCUCCCCGCACAGUGUGGUGCUCUCCGCGGCCUCCAACGGAGCCAAUGCCUCUAAUUCCAACUCAAAUUCGAGCGGCAGCCUACUAUCAGCUGCACAGCGGAGCAGCGAUAAUGUGGGUGUUAGUGCCGGUAGCGAUGUGCCAGCAGUUGAUGGUAUAACAGUUGAAUCUUUCAGAGCACCCUAGACGCCAACUCGCUGAUCAUUGAGUCGGAGAUCGUUCGCGUCCCGCCCGAGCUGGACGAUCUCUCACAUCUGGAGUAGCCAGCCUAGCACGUAGUCCACAUAAUCAAUUUGUAUGCAAUAAAACAAAGAAAGCGGGAACCUACCCCAAAAAUAUGUUACCACACAGAGAGAGAAAAUAUUAUUAAAUCUUGAUUAGUAUAA
This is a messenger RNA of Drosophila eugracilis, 2080 nucleotides long. RefSeq names its product transcription initiation factor TFIID subunit 6 (gene Taf6). The coding region runs from base 60 to 1880 and encodes 606 amino acids. Gene Ontology annotation, cellular component: transcription factor TFIID complex; SLIK (SAGA-like) complex; SAGA complex. The transcript has 4 exons. Gene Ontology annotation, biological process: transcription initiation at RNA polymerase II promoter; RNA polymerase II preinitiation complex assembly. The record is from RefSeq and is a predicted model, not a curated record. Gene Ontology annotation, molecular function: RNA polymerase II general transcription initiation factor activity; transcription coactivator activity; protein heterodimerization activity. NCBI's taxonomy places the organism in Eukaryota, Metazoa, Arthropoda, Insecta, Diptera, Drosophilidae.